AUGGUGAAUUCCAGAGGUUGUCUCAAGAGCCCACACUGCAGGGUCUUACCAGGAUCUCACCACACUGCAUGUCACACUGCCCGUCUGGUGUCUGUAGCAGUAUCGCUCUCCUCUCCCCUGCUGCCCACUCCCUUCUAAGAUACGUCAAGCGGUAAGCGUCGCUGGGUUUCAUACAUUCCAAAUAUAGGGCAGACUGCUAGUAGAGAUUACAGGCCAUAUUUGAAGCUUAGUUUCUGCCUUUUUUUUUUUUUCAGAGGGCGAAGGCCGUUGUGGAGAGUGCUUUGGUACAGACUAAAACACUGUUGUCUGCUUAGUCUCUCAACAUCUCAGAUCCGGACUCUGCGUCUCAUUAACGUCUUGCUGCCUCGUCCUAAUAGCGCGCGAAAGUGCGUGCAUGC
Molecule: messenger RNA, 398 nt
Organism: Pelobates cultripes (western spadefoot toad)
Lineage: Eukaryota; Metazoa; Chordata; Amphibia; Anura; Pelobatidae
Source: the annotation of a GenBank genome assembly